AUGUUUUCCUGGGAAAGACGUGCAGGUCCCAGCUUGAUCCUGAAGGCCCCGGGCUACGCAUUCAACACAGACAGGAAUGCAGCAGAGUGCCAGGUACAUUAAAUGGGGCGAGACCUGCAGAAAGAGGACACUGUGUUUCAUCAUCAUUAUCUAUUAUCGUGUGUUUUUAGUAGACUGUAGCUCACUAUACACCAUUACUGCAUUAUCAUAAGAGAAACUGGUUUGACAAACACUAUAGGAUUAUAUAUGUGCUGGACAGAAUGACAUCUUUUGGCAUACAAACAUUCAAGAAUAUUAUGCAUGAUUAUGAUAAAUAAUCUUAAAAUGACAUUUGAAUAUCAGGUUUUCAUUUUAACUUUUUAUAUCUAUAUAUAUAGGUCUUAGUAUCUGUCUGUCUUAGAAUAAAUGGUACAAGAGAAGUACACCUAUUUUGCCACAUGAUGGUGCUACAUCACCAUCACUUCCUGUAGACAGCAGCUGUGUGCUCAAGCAAUAUUUGAGGGACCGAGAGCCAAAUAUAAAUAAGAAAUUUAUGCUUCUGUUUUCGCUUUUUUUCACAGUUAUAAGUGAUUUUCCUUAUUCCACAAGAGAGUCUUUGUUCUUCCUAUCAUGACCAAUCCUAUGCAUGUCAAGGUUGCAUUGGAUUUUUUGUAUAUCAAAAAUAUUUAAACAACAAAUUGGUGCAAAGAAUUGAACAAAAAAUAAGAAUGAAAUCAGAAAUACAUAAUUUAACAUUUUUUAUUUUGACUGUUAAAAAACGUAUUCACAUACAGUUUAUCUUUAACUGUUGUUUUUAUUUCUAUUUAUUUAUCAUUUCUUAAAUUUUAUUUUAUGUUACUUUGGUUUUAGAUUGUAAGCCUCAAGCGUUUCCUUACCUUGAAUUUUAAGAUGGCGUUUCCUCAGUGCGCACAUUCCUGUUUAUAUGACUGGAACCUUUUUAAGUUCAUGUAUUUUAAUACAGGUUUCUAUUGUGCUUAGAUUGUGGGGUGGGAAUGAGGGGUUGGGUUGGGCUAGAUUAGGGUUUUCUUUGUUUCUUUUAUUCCUCUGCUAUGUAAAACACUGUGCUACAUCUUUUUUGUAUGAAAAGUGACAUAUAAAUCAAGAAUGAUUGAUUGAUUAAUUAAUUGAUUGCUACAGUUUAAAUGAACUCAGCCAGAUCUAUUCAGUAUUACAUAAUAGUCCUAAAUGUUAGAUCGCCUUUUCUUUGAUGCCUAAAUUAUCAGUUUGGACUUCAUCAAACCUAAACCCAGGUUAUAGCCCUAAUAUCCAACAACCCAACUUCCUUUUGUGUUUUGUUUCAGUGAACCUUACCCUUCCUUAUAACAGGUAACAUCACAUAUCAUAGACUCAUUUCUUUAUGUAUUGUCAUCUGAAGCCUACGCCUUUAGCAGAGGACCUGAGUACUUCUCCUCUUAUUGGUGUCUGAACUGUAAACCCAGAAAUUCCUCAGGAAGCCUAUAAAAUGUAAGUCAACAACCUUAUCAUAAAUUCACAUUAGCCCUCACAAAAAAGACACAAUACUGUAUUUAGAAAAAGAACAUAAUGUAAAAACCAUCACAGAGUAUAUAUUCUCAAUAUGUUUCACUGAUUUAGUUGGUUCAAGUUUCAGAGCUGACAUCUUUUACUGUCCAAACAUACAAGCAGUAAAAUGACUGACAGCCUCGUAGUCUGUCUUCCUGUCUCUUCCUCUUUUGUCCCUCCUCGCCACGCCUCCAGGGGUCGCCUUGGCAACAUGUUUUACUGCUGGCAGCCGUAGAACUACAGCAUUGGCUCCUAAAACUGGGAAAGCUGUACACAGCAAAUUUCAAUGCCAAGGACACAGCAAAGCGAGACGAGGGGGCUUCAAGCUUCAAAAGCAAGAGGAGGUACGCGAGAGAAUUAAAGGUAUUUUCAGGGAUUUUUUUAUUUAUUUACAAAAAUUUAGUUAAAGGAGCAAAUUUGGAGAGUGAAAGCAGGCCAAAUUAGACCCAUCGGACUCUUUUCUCUGGUGUUUUCCUGCUCAGUAUGGAUAAAAAAGUACACCAAAAUCCACAGAUGGAAGAAGCUGACUCUCCUCAUGGCAGGAAGACUCUCCUGCAAAUGUUGACUGAAACUUUUGGGAGGCUUGAAGCUGUCAGACGCUGCGGAGAUCAUCGUAAUGAGACAGUGGGAGGAAUACAAAGUACAGGAGAAGAAAUUGAGAGAGAGAGUAGAGGAGGAGGAGGAGAUGGGAUUCACAGUGGAGUAGCACAUGAUGAAGAAGGAGAUGGAAAAAAGGAGAAAGAGGAGAGGGAGUGCAAGAAAAAAAUUGUGGGGGUGAUGACAGAGCUGAGUGUUUUUCAUAGAGAGAGAGUGACAGCAUGGAGACAAGUUCUCCACAUGUUGCAAGAGGCUCCACCAGGGGGCAGUGAGGAGCGACACCCAUCUGAAAAUGGUGAGUAUGGUUGAUUCUGGUCUAAUCGUUCAGCACAUAGAUAUUAUAUACCUAGACGCCUCAUUACACGCUGGAGCGUAAUCCAGCGGUGCCGCCAUGUUGGAUGGGUCUCUCCACUCCAGGCUCACUCAAGAGCCAAACGGGGUCAAUGGAGAACAAACAACUAUGCUCUUAUUUUUACACUCUAUGGUUGAAAAACCCGAUGCAGUAUUGAAACCAGAUCACGUAGCCCUACAUUUCACAAAUACCAUUGAAAAAUAAUUUGGUUUAAUUUUAAUGUGUGACAUUGUCCUGUAUCAUGGCUACAUCCCUGUCGUUGUAACAAACCAAACAGUGUGAAAAUCGGGCAGACAUUUGGGGAGUUAUUACCUCCGCCAAGGGGGUUAUGUUUCCAGUAGCGUUGGUUUGUUUGUUUGUGAGUUUGUUUGUCUGUUAGCAACUUUACGGAGAAAGGUGUCAAAGGUUGAUCCUGAUCCAGACAAAAUUCCGGAUACUGUGAUCCAGAACACACAAAAAUAAGGGUGUUGUUGGAAUUUUCAACCAAUGGACGGCACAGUGGUGUAGAUAGGCGGCACAGUGGUGUAGUGGUUAGCACUGUCGCCUCACAACCAUAAGGUCCUGGGUUUGAAUCCGGGUCAGGGCAUUUCUUGUUUUAGGAACAUUAUGAACAGUGAACAUACCAGUUUAAACACAAAUAAAAGUUAAUAAAAGACACGUAACAGUAAAAGUUUUGGUGUGAAUCACAAUAUAAGGGGGGACAUAAACUGCUUGGUGGAGGUCUGCGCUCUCCGAGUGCUUUUCUAGUUAAUAAUAUGGUUGGGCAUUCCCACCUAUCUUAAUGCACUGGAGGCGGAUGGGGGACUCAUCCAAGAUGGCGGCCCAGCUGAUACAUGAGCUCCAAUAGGCAACGUCAGGCUUUGAGGCGUCUACGUAUACUAUGUCUAUGGUUCUGCAAAUGCUCCUGUGUUCAAUAAAAAUGUUGUGUAGUAUAUCACCAUGUGACACCGACCCUGAUAGUGGUUGUAGGAAUUAAAAAUUAGCAAAAAAAAAUUCACUUACAAAUUAAGUUUUGUUUUAGUGAGAUAUUAUACUGUCAUCUGUUUUGUUCCAGGUGAAGAAGGUGGAAUCAUACUAUCUUCAGACACCUUCACUGAUACUAUCCUGGAGGUUAAAGAAGACAUACAGAACAUUAUCGACAUACUAAACUCAAUCAUCAUGAAGCUGGACAAAGAAGUUCUUAUAUUGUCCACCCAGAAUCCUUUAACCGAGAGUGGAGAUCCACAAGAACUAGAGCAACCUGAAGAUGACAAGAAACUCUACCAUGAUGCUCUUGAAUCUGACUCUGGGCAAAAACAAAGCAGUGAAGCCGGAGACGGUCAAAGUGAAACAAAGCCAUCACCGGACACUGUGAAAAAUUCAGAUAACAGGUUCUGCGAGUCAGACUGCAGCAAAGUGGAAGAGACGGAGAGAGAAGAAGCUGUCAAAGGUCAUGGGAGUGAUAAUGAAGACUGUGUUUCUCCAGACGGUCAGAGGGAUUCCCAGGAAGAGACCAAAAAGGACUUAGAUGUGGUCAAAGACGAGGGACAAGAAGGUAGAAACAACAAGUGGACCACAGUCGGGUGAGUUUUUAAUGACUUCAUUUAAAUCUGUGCAUCAUGAUCUGAGUGAUUUUUGGUUCAUUUAUCGGUUUAUGAUGAUUUUCAGGCUCACUGGUCGACAUGAGGGCACAGGUUCAAACGUCCAGGAUGCAUGUUUCAUUAAAGCUCCUGCAGGUGUGGCUGAACUCCUCAAGUGUGAGGUGGCGGACGACCUCAGCUGCCUGAUGGUGACCGGCUCGGAGGAGCUGGUCAGUAGGGUAAUAAGAGUUGAAGUCCAGGAUGGGGCUAACUUUCACUUCCCUGUGACUUUGGUCGUACCUUUCUGCGCACGUUACCGCGGCACCUACAGGGAUUUUACAGUGAAGAUGAUCGACGGGGAGAGGAGGGCAAGCUACGUCACUCCUGUAACAACAGAAGGGACGUAUGGAGGGCAGAGGGUAAGGUUUUCUGUUGAUUGUUGAGUUCUCUUCUUCUUCAAUGUCUUUACAAUAGCUAGCCAAACUAACGACAUGGUCUUCGUAGCUUGUUAAGAACAGUCAGGCUGAGCUGAAAUAAGACAGUCUGGUCAACAAAGAACUUCCUGUUUGCAUCACAAGUGUCACAUUACCUAGCAACAGAUGGCUAAUGGUGCGUUUAAGUUACCUCAGAAGUCAGAAGUCCGAGGUGAAAAUGACGUCACACCCAAGGCCCCGCGUUUCAGCUACCAAAUCAGAAAAAAGCAAAAUCAGAGGAAGAAACAAGAUGGCUACAUCUACAAAAGGUAUUUUAGCGUUUACCUUCUCUGAAUAUAAGGCAAGCGCUAAAAUAACUUUCGUAGAUGUAGCCAUCUUGUUUCAGGCCUUCAAUUUCGUUUUUUCCAACUUGGUGACUGACACACUUGGAACUUGGGUGUUACGUCAUUUUCAGCUCCGACAUCUGACUUCUGAGGUGACUGGAACGCAGCAAAACUAACUAACAUAGCUAGUGUUAGAUUAGUUAUUUAAAACAAAUUCAAGUGUCACAGUGUCUGUUUUUUUGUAAUUUAAACAUUUUCAUGACUCGCUAGUUCCUUGAGUUGAAACCUAAUGCUAAUAUUUAACAGUGUAUUACGAAGCCCGGGGAAAAGUACGACAUAUUUGUCGGCUGAAGUUGAGGGAGCUUGCACAGUCUUACAACUAAAUGAAAUGAAUUAAAAGGCUUUUAACCAUCUUAGCUGGGCUAAGAUGGUUAAGUAUAGCAUUUCCCAUGUGACUUUUUGGUGUGUGUUUUGGGCCUUUAAUGACUUCAGGUGGUAGUGCAGUUAUGAUAAGCAUUCAUUAGUCAUAAUUCAUGUCCACAUAGAUUAUUGCAUCAUCUGCAGAUAAACAAACAUUUUCUAAAAAUUGCAAAACAGAAACGGUUCUAAUAUAGAGCCCUGUGGUGCAACUUUGGAGACUUUGAAUUUGUACUUUGUCGUUAAAGCUCUUUCAGUUCAAGCAGUUUUUGGAAGCGAGUUAAAGGGACAUUCCGGAGUAAAACUAAGUUAGGGUCAAAAACACUGUAACAAGCGGUCGGCAACAUUCAUCUCUCAACGGGGUGUCUAACAUGAUGUUAAGGUGUGUUUGAUCCUAACUUAAUUUUAUGCCGGAAUAUCCCUUUAACACAAUGUUACUUUUAAUUCAGAAAGUUAUUUAAGUUGGUAAAAUUAUGUCAACACUUAUCAAAAAAGGACUGGAGUAACCUUGUUUAGACAGGAGACAAAUUUGUAAAUAAUAUUAUCAGCAUAAAAAACGAUAUUCCUAUGUAAAUUGUAAAGUAGGAAAGGCACUAGCACUGGGCCCUGUGGUGCACCUUUGUAUAUUUCAGUUUUAAACUCUGUCCUGUCUGAAACACCAUUUCCAAGCCAACCAUCUUCAGCCUUUUUUGAAACCAUUUCUUUAAUCUGUGCUUGUUUGUGAAAGACUCAAAAGCUGCAAUUAUCAAGGGGAGAAAAUGUUUUGCCACUUCUACUCACGCCGAAUUGAUUAUAUGAAUUAUGUGGUGUUGUGUUCUUUUUCAGGGCUCUUUCGCAGAGGUGAAAGUGUACUCUUUGGGCCUGUUUGCUGUUAUCUCCUGUCUAAAAAGAGAAAAUUACACCGUACCCACAAAAGGUUUGUCACUCAAGCUUCCCAUGGACCACCGAAUCUGCCUGAAUUAUCUACCGGGAUCCUUCACUGCCCCAGUAAUGGCUCAAACCAUGGUAGGGAGACAAAGAUCUGAUGCCUUCGAAUAUACUUAAAUAUAAGCAAAAUGUUUACUGAGCUUGUAAGUUUUUUAGUGCGUAGAAAUAUCUUGUUAGAUAGAGACAAAAACUCAAAUAAAGGACUCCUGACAAAACUGAAACUAAAAUAUAUGAAGGGGAGGAAGGAUAUAACACCAGAGAAGGAGACUAACUGAUUAUAAUUCACAAACUCGAUCUCACAGAUGUUUGCCGCGAGGUAGAAAAACGAACAGCUGCAGCCAAUAUUUGAAUUGACUCUGAGUUCAGUCAUCUGUGAACCAGCUCCAUCACUGCAGCUUGUUGUUUGAUCCUCCGUCAAAAACCCAAAGUUCCCUUUCUGCAUGCCUCAUUUUGGUACAGCGGCGUGCUCUCAGCAAAAAAAAAAAAAUGUCUGUAUAUCAAACAGAAUCUCGUCCUGAAACUCUGCCUAGAUUUUGUCGAACAUCUGUUCCCUCCUCUGACUCAGAUCCAGCCCAUCGAAGCUGUCCUUCUGGCGGCUGUGAAGUCCAGAAGCGAUGUCUAUCAUUCGGUCGUAUCUACGAGUCCAUUACUCUACCUGACUCACCCAUCCUCACUGCCACUCAGAAGACCCCUCACUGUGACCCUUCCCUGUCCGCCAAAUCCCAAGAAGAGGACGCACAGAGGAGUUCAAGUGGAAGAUCAAGACCAGAACAUUUGGCAUGAUAGAGCGUCCCCAACUUGGGAUCAACCUGCCUCCCAAAGAAGAAGGUACGUUUCAUGUGGCAAAAUGCAAAGAUUAGGUAGCUAGUAGGCCUGCACGAUAUGUCGUUUGAGCAUCGUCAUCGCGAUGUACGUGUGUGCGAUAGUCACAUCAUAGAGCCUGCGAUGUCGGAAGUGAAUGAACUCAGUUAAUUUCAAGGGUAGCUGACUGAAAUACACUGCAUGUGACUCUGCAUGUGCUUUGCAGCGAUCCACCAAUCACCUUCGUCCUUAACUCAGUUGCCAAUCAGACUCAGUUCUCAGUUGCCAAUCAGUUUACCCUGCCAGCUGUCAAUCAAAAUCAGAGAGGAGGAAACCCACCCCUGCACAUGUUCUGCACAUGGAGGUACUCGCUGCAGCUACCGGAGUUGAGCCGAGAAACGCGUGUCCGCUGAGAAUUACUUUCGGAACAUUCUUCAUCACUGUUUAGCCCAAAAAAUAAGAACUGUAUGUGUUUUAAAUUGUACAUUUCCCUGGACGACUCUACUAUAAGCAGUAUGCGCUUUGUGAGGUGCAUGCAAUUCUCGGAGGACAUGCGUUUCUCAGCACCCCGGUAACAACAACUAUCGCAAACUGAGCAACGAACAAGAGAAAACCACCGAAAAUGAAGAUUUGUUGCCAAAAAGAAAAGGAAAGUCAGUUAGCUGGAAUUAUUUCGGUUACAAGAUGGAUAAUGUCGACCAAAACAUUGUCUUCUUUGUUCAUCUGUUGCCACAAUAACGUCCCAGAACAAUAAAAGCUAAAAAUAUCUCUGAGACAGACAGAAGCCGUUCUACUAACACUCACAAAAAGAGGUAAGAUCAGUGCAGGUUAACCGUCCUCAAGAUUUCAGCAGUGCAGCAUAACAUUAAGUGCUAUUCAGGUCAUCUGGUGAAAAUUCCUGUAUUUUUUAAUAUCACAAUAUAUAUCGCAGGGUUGAAAAUAUCGCAAUGUUAGUUUUUUCCAAUAUCGUGCAGCCUUAGUAGCUAGCAUGCUUAUCUGGUGAUGAUAUUAGCAUAGCUGCUAGCAUAAUUUCAUGUCGCGGUGUGAAGAUGUUUCAUUCUGUCCUUGCUCCGACAGGAUCCUAGGUGGCUCUUUAAGGUCUAAAGAGACGUCCUGUGAGCUUCUGGCUGUUUUAGGUUCAACAGACAAACAGUGGAGCAUCCUGGAUAAAGUCACAGUCAGAAACCAGCAGAACGGAGUGGUAUCCUUUGAGCUGACGGAGAACUUUGAGAGGUUUGUAACACAACACGGGCGUCUAACACCAACACAUGAGGAGAUAUUAGCCGAUCUGUUGUUUACAAGCUAAACUCAAAGCACUUUUAGGUUUUAUUGCAGAUUUAUAAAAACAGACCAGAUACACAACAUGUUUGCAAGACUGAAUAUACUGCCUUAUUGGAUAUAACAAUGGUAGCUCUAAAUCUGAAGCGUAGGCUACAAGGAGCCACUGCUAAGGGGCAAAGUAAAACUAAUAUGGUAAUCUGAUCUAUACGGAGCCUUGAAGAAGUGGUCUAGACCAGUUGGAGGCAGAUUUAAAUGGUAAUAUGAAUUAAAUAUGAAUGUAUGGAUGAUUUCUCUUAGUUGGAUACAAAGAAAAGGUUCCUACCUCAAAAGAGAGUUGAAGAAGUGAGGAUUUGUUUGGCCUAAUUGUGAGUAAACCCAGUGCUGAGUCUAUUGACACUGAGAUUUGACGUUAUGAGGAAAAUUAGCCUUGAAUAAAAUGUUAUUAUGAGUCAAACUACAAGUGUAGCACUCAGUGGAUUUUUUCUUGCACCUUCAAACCAAAAUAAAUCAAAGCAAAAACUGAAACAUGAGGCAAAUACAUCCAAAGAAAGAGAACAAAAAGCACCGACAAGAGCAGGUUCAGUCUUGAAGUGGAACACCUAUUUGUAGUUUCAUCAGAUCUGAGGUCGAUUUGUCCGAUUUUUGGACUCAGAAGAAGAAAUAUCUGAAAAAAAUAUAGUGAAGUAUGAAAAGAAAGACAGAAACACCAACCAGUGAAUGCAAAAAUGAAAAAAUCUCUCACCACGUCUCCGUGUGCUUGUGCCUCUCUGCCAAAGGUGAUCAGCCACUGCAGCUGGUUGGCUGUUUUGAAGGAUUUUAACUUGCUGCUGUUGCUGUCAAUGCAAAGUAUGAAGACGGUCCACCUCCUCACAUCGUAAAUGAGUAUGUAGAAAAAUCUGCAUCUGAACACAGAAGGAAAAAAACGCUCAAACAUUCAAUAUAUUACACAAACAGGAAACCAAAACAGUCUUUUAAAUUAUGUACCUUCUCAUGGAGAUACUAUUGUCAGGAAAAGACUUCAGGUUCAAGUUUAAAACCUUCAAAUCAAGAGUUUCUUGGAGUGUUUUGGUCAUAUCAAGAAGACUGUUGAGACUAGAACAGAUAUAGAGAUUGGGAAAAUCAGAAAAAAAAAAAACAUUGAAUACAAAAACAAUGUGAAAAAUUAAAUUCUUGAACACCUUUCAAAGAAGUACAGCCUUUUUGGUUUCCGUUUUGAUGAGGACUUUGCCUGCGAAAAGAAACAAAUACGUUCAUAAAUUAGACCAAAAUAUGUCCAAAUUUAAAAAUGAAUUGAUAAAAUGUUUAAAAAAUGAAGAAUUUUAAUGUUUUAGCUUUAAAAAGCAUCAAACACCCAUAAAUAAUACAGUGUUAUGUUUAAAGCUCCAGUAAGGAGUUUUUCCAUGUUUAUGAAAUUAAGUGAAAUUCAUACUGGUGUCUUUUCAUGAUCUACAAAAGCAAACAAAACCAUGAGCAACAAGAUUGAUGAUUUUUAAAGCAUAAUUUUAACGUCUUAAUCUGAUGCGAGUGGGUCGGUGUCAGCCUAGCUUAAAAAACAACCCUGUCUUCAUUCACAAUAAGUGAUUUAUUUGACCAUUGGAAAAUAGCAGAUGAGAUCUUUCUCCACAAGGGGGCGCCAAAACUGACACAAAUAAGUGUUAAUAUGAAUAUAUUCAAGUAGAUAUGUUUUCUUACAACUUGUUGGCAGUUGAAGCCCAUGAGUCUGACAAGUGUGUCUGAAAGUCGCAGCAGGGCAGCAGGACUCUGCGCUGUCCUCACGGCCACAUCCACACACUGACUGGCAGCAGUGACCGACACCAGGAGUCCUCCCACCACAUACAGGAGGUGGACCACAUUACCCCUGCCCACAGAAACAGUCGAUUUAGUUUGUAGUGAUGUGAGUUUGCUCAAAAUCUGAAGUUUGGAAGUCAUCUAAAAAUCUUACUUGUGGGCAAAGAGCUCUGGUGGAAACUUAAACAUGAAGAAGUUUGACGUGUGAGGACCCAAUUUACAACUCUGUAAACAAGAAAUGAAGAACAUGUAGAUAUUCACACUCCAUAUAAGGUUAAAUUUUCACUUAUCUGUUCAUGUCUUGAUAAACCAAACGUCAAAUACAAAGAAAUUUUACCUCUCAUGCCGCUGCUUUCCCUUCCCUCCUUGGUUUUAUUCCUUUCAUCACGCUCAGUCCUCACACACAAUGACCUUAAGAAAAGAAACGUAGAAAAACUACUACUACUAAGUAACUCGACUUAUGGUGGGCUUGUCUUUACAUAAGGGGUUUAAGAAAGGCAGCAGAGGUGGAUAAAGAGGGGCUGAAAUACUUUGAAUUCUUCCGUGUUGUUAAAUCAACCCCUGAAAGAAAAUCUGAUUUACUUUCUGUUUUUAUCGUAAAUUAAAUAGGAAUAUUAGUCCUACUUAUAGAUUGUGCACCGCUCCCUUAAUAAGGAUGGAUGAUUCUUAUUAUUUCUAAUUCAGUCUUAUCUAAAACAACUUCCCCCAGAGGAUAAUCUAUGUACAGGAGGUAAUGUGAUUAAUUCUGUCUUUAAGUAUAUCAAGCCUGGACUAAAGUCAAAGAUAACAGACUCUUCCUUCUAUUCAGCAGUUAUCUAAUCUCUACUCUAAGCUCCACGUCUUAAUGUUUCUUAUUCCUUCCUCUCAGACUGCUGGUGGUUCGGUUCCUCUCCCCCCUGCAGCCUCAUCACCUUGUCUCCCUGGCAGAGGAGCUGGAAGAGUCGAUCUGCAGCCACGCAGUCACCAUCAUCCUCCAGAGAAAACCGGAUGACCCGCACGCUGUCCUGACCGCCGUCCUGCCCAGCAGGGACCUCAACUGGGAGCUGACCAAACUCAAAGCGCAGGGCUACGGCGGCCUGCCAGAGAUCUCCUCAGAGAUCUCGAUGUGUGAGGGAGACCAGCUUCUGCUCAGUUUUAGCGGCAACAUUGCGUCCAAAGGCAAGUUACGAAGCUGACUUUAUCUGUCAUUGAAAAACUAGCUUACAUCACGCUGCUCACUACCAUAGACUGUAUAUAGAAUGGACGCUGUCUGCCUCCUCGCUGGGUGAAUCCACUACGAGAACAGCACCCUCUCCAGCAAAGCUUUUGGAGCUGUUGAUUAACUUCAGAAAUUUAUUACACAGAACAUAUAUUUUUUCCCCCCUGCUUGCGAUGUUGACAUGUAGUUACUGUAAGCAACAUCAACAUAGCGACUCUCUGCGACUCCCGCCAAAUGCGCACAAUGCUACUGCACAAGUGGUGGAGUGCGUACAACGCUACUGCGCAAUGUUUGUUUCAGGAUGUGGAGAAAAAUGCGGAAUUAACGUGAGCUUUUCGGCUUCAAACCCGUGUACAAGCAGAAGGCGGAAUCAAGUUGUUCAUAGUUUAUACAGUCUAUGCUCACUACUCGCUUUUACUGUCUCCACACACCAAGCGCGAGUGAAGUCAUUCGCGCGAAUGAAUUACAUGUUAAUUCAAUGCAAAGACGCGAUUAGAUGCUCCGACUACUCUGGCGGUGUGAAUGAUGCAAGUUGUUGCUUUGCUCAUCGUUUAUCCUGUGUUCGGUUGCUUCUGUCUGGUUGCUAUUGGUUUCGCUGGGUUUGGGUCACAUGGGCACUGUGUUUGAAAGCUGAUGGUUUAUAUGAGGGGCGGUCUUACCUGCACUGGGGUGGAGAGGUGAGCCUAGUUAGUUGUAAUUUUUGUUGACCGCGUUUUACGUUCUUUGUUUGCAAUGAAACAUGUCGCAAAGUGUACACAUAUUACAUCGGAUGUGGGCGUGUAAUCAUUGGUCACUGUGGAAGCGUUUUUUCUGAUAUUAAAGCUCCAAAAACUUCGAUGAUCUGUGGGUGCCUCUUUGGAACAGCAGCAGCAGCGUGUCACGCAAAUAAAGAGAACCUAUGCUCUGCCUCAAGAGACUUUUUAAAGGUCCUAGGAAAGCCGCAAUAUUGGGCGUGAGCUGAAAAUGUCUCAACUUGAGCGGAUAUUUGCGUCGUGAUAACUAAUCAGCACAAAGGUUGCCAUGUGACGUAUGAAAACGGACGGUUUUUCACUGGCAUCUAAAAUGGAGGACAAGCUGAUCGUCUUUAAAUUACUGAAACCGGAAUAAAAAGGGAGCUCACCUGGAGGAAAGUGAGUUCGGAGGUCGGAUUACCCGGUAAAUUGUAAAAAACCUUCGUCUUGAUCCUGGGUGAAUGAAGCAACUAUUACUACUACUAUUCAUUCACGGGUCUUAAUUCGCGCGAAUGAAGCGAGUAAUAACUAUUCAUUCACGGGUCUUAAUUUGCGCGAAUGAAGCGAGUAAAAACUAUUCAUUCACGGGUCUAAAUUCGCGCGAAUGAAGCGAGUAAUAACUAUUCAUUCAUGGGUCUAAAUUCGCGCGAAUGAAGCGAGUAAUAACUAUUCAUUCACGGGUCUAAAUUCGCGCGAAUGAAGCGAGUAAUAACUAUUCAUUCACGGGUCUUAAUUCGCGCAGAUGAAGCGAGUAAUAACUAUUCAAUCACGGGUCUUAAUUCGCGCGAAUGAAGCAAGUAAUAACUAUUCAUUCACGGGUCUUAAUUUGCGCGAAUGAAGCGAGUAAUAACUAUUCAUUCACGGGUCUUAAUUUGUGCGAAUGAAGCGAGUAAUAACUAUUCAUUCACGGGUCUUAAUUCGCGCGAAUGAAGCGAGUAAUAACUGUUCAUUCAUGGGUCUAAAUUCGCGCGAAUGAAGCGAGUAAUAACUAUUCAUUCACGGGUUUUAAUUCGCGCGAAUGAAGCGAGUAAUAACUAUUCAUUCAUGGGUCUAAAUUCGUGCGCUAAUUAAGCGAUUAGAUGAUUUUACUUGCGCUUUGUGUGAGUGCCCCAUUACAACAUCCAACUUCUUACAACAGGAAAUCAAACAGACCAGCUGAGACUCACCUUCCACAGUCAGCAGAAGAAUCACCUCACGCUUCAUCUGACUGAAGUGGACCCGUUCGGGAACUACAGCUCCCCUCACUACAAAGGCACGGCCAUGUUUCAUAAAGUCCCUCGCGGUCGGCUGGAGUGGCGAGGAGACAGAGCGGUCACGACUGACACGAAGCUCCUGGGAGAUCCUGUCUGUAAGCUGUCUCUGACUUUACCCAAGGUGCUGAAGAAGUUCGGAAAACUCCCCUUAGUAUUAAAGGUUCUUCACAUUAAAGGGGGAUUCUGAUGUUUUAUUGUUUCAUUGCAGAAAGUUCGGAAGAUUAAUCGACCAAUCAUGGCGAGGGCGAAGUUGUGUGAGGAAACAGGUGGGUGAUAUACUUAACACUUUUAUUCCUGAGAGUGUAAACAUGUCUUACACCUCGCCUCUCAUCCCGCAGACUCUCUGUCGGACUCUCUUCUUCUCUGGCUCUCCGGGGAACUCUCCGAGGAAGAACUCGCCCCGCUGGUUCUCUCCCUACGUCUCCGCCGUAGCGCCGCCCAGCUGGUGAAGCUCAGGGCCGGGGACAGUCCGUCCAGCCAAGCCUUCCACGUCCUCGCCAUGUGGAGGAGAGGGCUGCCCGCCGCCGCGCACCAACCCAAGGCUUCUCAGCUGGCUCACUGCUUAGCCAAGAGCGGGAGGCCGGAUCUGGCCCGAGAGCUGCUGCUGAGACAGUCUGGAGCCUCGAGGCCAAGUUUUGUGAAACAAGGGAGCCUGAAAAGUAGAAAUUACACAGCUUUUUAG
Messenger RNA from Xyrichtys novacula (pearly razorfish), 13864 nucleotides. The record is from the annotation of a GenBank genome assembly. NCBI's taxonomy places the organism in Eukaryota, Metazoa, Chordata, Actinopteri, Labriformes, Labridae.